This is a messenger RNA of Alternaria ethzedia, 645 nucleotides long. RefSeq lists its product as uncharacterized. The transcript has a single exon. The record is from RefSeq and is a predicted model, not a curated record. Gene Ontology annotation, cellular component: nucleus. NCBI's taxonomy places the organism in Eukaryota, Fungi, Ascomycota, Dothideomycetes, Pleosporales, Pleosporaceae. Bases 1 to 645 code for a protein of 214 amino acids.
AUGUCAAAAUCCACGUCAGCAAAGCUAGCAACCCUUCGCAACGCCUUGGCUGCGCUACCAGACAAAGAUGUCCUGCACAAAUACCUCGGAAGGUCGACAACUGCUCCAAACCUACUUCGUGACGCUGUCCUCGUCGUCCUCCACCGCAAAUGGUCAGCUCACCCACCGUAUCGCCUCACCGAGCUUGGAAUCACCACCUACGACCGAUCUAGCAUCAAUCAAGGACAGCCUAUAAUGGCCGGCCCGCACGCAGAAGACUUGCUACGCAAAGUAUGGUGUCUCCACCUCGUCAUCCGCUCCACCGCGCACCUCGACGCUACAGCCACCGGUCUCGAUCCUUUCCAUUUCGGCACCACGGUCUAUGUAUCCCAAGAAGAAGCUCUUGUCCUGCUCGAGCACAUCUGGCACCAGCCUAUGGACGAGCAGAACGAGGACUCUGGCUACCGACCCAUCAUGUACAUGUCCUUCGGCUCCAACGGCAGCAUCAGCAGGGUACGCAAGACGGCGUUCGACUUCGACCCAACCCUUCUGGAUACCACGGUAGCGAGUCUCGAUGCGCAAAUCAUACCCCAGCAGUCUAAGAUCACGCGCCACGCAGACGCAGACUUUGCAUACCUCCUCAGACAGUUCAGCGUCCCGGUAUAA